AUGUCCAUAGAUUCAGACGAUUAUGUUGCUCGCAAUGUUGAUGCUAAAUUACAACAGGACAGUGAAUGGUUAAAGACUUUUGAAGAAAAUCUAAAGAAAAGUAGAAAUUUGAAUAAUGAAAUCACAGCACUACUGGAAAGUUUUCAAAAUCGGUUGGUGCAGUUGGACCAGAGUAUUGUUCCACUGUAUGAAAAAACUGCACUUUUACGACAAAAACAAGCAAAUAUUCGAAAAGUAUUAAAAACUGUCGAUGCGAUGCAGCAAUUUUAUGGUCGCGCUGCAGAAUUAGAAUGUUCAAUACGUGAAGGGAAUGCCUCUGUGGAAAGGGAACAGUUCAUUGAAAGAAUGGAACAGUUAGCUGAGGCUAUUUCUUUCUUUUCCUCCCAUUCAACGUAUCAAAAUCAACUCGAUAGCAUGCUAAAAAAGCCUGUGACAUAUUUGCCUGUUAAAAUCUGGCAGUCCGAAACUGUGGCAGGUUUGGUUAGCAAGAGAAACGAAAUGACUGAUGUAUGUCAUCAAGUAAUAAGUACUCGACUGCGUGGGCUGGUCACAUUGCGCAAUAUUGAGCAAUGUGCACAAAUAGCUCGUUGGUUGUUAACUUAUAAUCCAGAAGGUUCUGUGAUCAAAACAUAUGCUAGUAUUAGAUGCGAUAAUAUGCUUCGAACUCUGACUGCUGCUAGUCAACAGGGAUUCCCUUCAAAUAGUAAAAUCAGUAUUUCAUUAUCUUCGAAAUCAGCAGGACCAUUGAGGCAAGUUUUACGAAAGGCAACUGGUCGUUCUUCUGAAAGAUAUGAUUCGGCAUGGGAAUGGCGUGCAUCAGAUGAUGGUGUCGAAAAUAUUUUGGUUUUAUUUGGAACAUUGCUUGCGCUCAUAGAAAUUGAAGCAGAAUUGGUAAGUAAAGUGAUAGCUGAUGUAAGUGCCGAAGCCAAAGUACAGCAAUUAUUAUUUGGUCGUCCAUUAUUGUAUGUUAUGGAACGUGCAAGCAAUCUAAUCGAUGGAAUCAAUUGCUCUCUAAUUCCAUUUUUGCCUCUUCUUAAGCACAUCAAUGCGCAUUAUUUACAGUUACUAUCUCUUGGGAAUAACGCUGUUGAAGAUGUGCCGUAUGAGAGUUUCGUGAAAAAGAUUAAUGACAUGACAAAAGAUGCUCUUGAUGGUUUUUUCGAUCAUUUGACAAAUGAUUCCAACAAAUUUGUGCCCUUGGAUGGCAAUGUACAUCAAAUUACAUCGAAUACACUAAAUUUUUUGAAUAGUUUGAUGGAUUAUCGACAGACAGUGACAAAUUUAUUGAUCGCGACAGGAGCGAAAGGAAAUCCGGCAACUCAUUUUCCGCGACUUUUCGCACGUGCAUUAUCUGCAUUGGGUUUGAAUCUGAAAAACAAGGCAGGAACUUAUAGCGAUGAAACAUUAGCUGCUCUUUUUCUCUUAAACAAUAAUAAUUAUAUUCAUAAUACCCUUCAAAGUAAUGGAAUGUUUGCGGUGGUUGGUGAGCAUAAUUCUCAAGUGCGCUCUUUCUAUCGUUCUGAGAUCAAUGCAUACAGCAAAAAAUAUCUCCAAAGUUGGAACCGUGUUGUUUCAAUUAUAACAGUAGAUUUGUCUACUUUCGACGACAAAAGUACACUAAAAAAUGCACUUGUGGCAUUCAAUGCUGAAUUGGGAAGAUUAAUCAGUGCACAACAAGAUUACUGUCUUGCUGAUGUGAGAUUGGCUUAUGAUAUCAAAUCCGAAAUAAAAUCAUUAAUUUGCGAGCCAUAUACAGAAGUUUACGCGCGAGUGAUGCGUUCUACAGUGUCGAAAGGUACCGAAAAGUAUUUGAAAUAUACACCUGAGUCGCUUGGCAUGGUUAUUGACAGACUUUUCGAUGUUACCGCUUAA
Molecule: messenger RNA, 1872 nt
Organism: Acanthocheilonema viteae
Lineage: Eukaryota; Metazoa; Nematoda; Chromadorea; Rhabditida; Onchocercidae
Source: the annotation of a GenBank genome assembly